GCGGCGACGACUGCGAAUAAAAGAGUGGCAGAAGAGCAUGUUCCCGUCUGGUUGCCGCCUCCUCCCGUUCCCGCACUGCCCCUCCGCGUCGGCGCCGCCUCCCGCUCCCACGACCGUCCGCGCGCGGCUUCAGCCUCUCGGCGGCGGGCGGAGGCAGCGCGGGUCCGCGGCGGUGGUGAUGGCGGCCGGCGACGCGCGCGUGGCGCACAUCGCGUCCUCCAUCCGCGUCAUCCCGGAUUUCCCCAAGCCAGGGAUCAUGUUUCAGGAUAUCACGACGUUGCUCCUCGACCCGAAGGCCUUCCGUGACACGAUCGACCUCUUUGUCGAGCGGUACAAGGACAAGGGGAUCACUGUGGUUGCUGGUGUUGAAGCUAGAGGAUUUAUUUUUGGUCCUCCUAUUGCUUUAGCCAUAGGUGCAAAGUUUGUACCAUUGAGAAAGCCAAAAAAGUUGCCAGGUGCGGUGAUCUCUGAAGAAUAUUCUUUGGAAUACGGCACUGACAAAAUGGAGAUGCAUGUAGGAGCUGUAGAGCCCAAUGACCGGGCGCUUAUUGUUGAUGAUCUUAUUGCUACUGGUGGAACAUUGUGCGCGUCUGUCAACCUUCUUGAGCGUGUUGGUGCAAAGGUGGUUGAGUGUGCUUGUGUUAUUGAACUGCCAGAAUUGAAGGGCCGGGACAAGCUAGGGGACAGGCCAGUUUUUGUCCUUGUGAAAGCAGACUGAGCGGGAUGAGACACAACUUAGGAAUUCUCAAAGUGCGCCCUGUUGAUUUUCCCUCUCCGGAACCAUUCUGGAAGCGUUACAGCGUUGGCUUGUUCCUAGCUGAUGCAUAAUAAAGUAAAUCUUUAAAUAUGUGAGGGCAUGGAUUAUUUGUCAAUGUAGACACGAUUGCUGGUCCUUGUAAUCUGUGUCUUAUGUCUGUCCAAACAGUGCCAAUUGUUCACUUCAAUUAAGGAUAAUACUUAUUGGAGUUUGUUGCCGUUGCUAGUAA
Molecule: messenger RNA, 986 nt
Organism: Phragmites australis (common reed)
Lineage: Eukaryota; Viridiplantae; Streptophyta; Magnoliopsida; Poales; Poaceae
Product: adenine phosphoribosyltransferase 1-like
Exons: 6
Coding region: 38-718 (226 amino acids)
Biological process (GO): adenine salvage
Cellular component (GO): cytoplasm; cytosol
Molecular function (GO): adenine phosphoribosyltransferase activity
Source: RefSeq, a predicted model, not a curated record